UCGGUGCUCGGUCGAUGAUGGGGUCUGUCUACCACCACCGAGGCACAGGUACUCCAGAUGAAUAUAAACUCUACUUGCGAUCGGUUCGGUGGCGGCGAUUAACGAAGUUAUUCGAGUCGAGAGUAUUUCUGAGAAAAAAUUGUAUAUGGUGGUAUAUGACAAGAGUUUUAAAACCAAACAAAAAAGUAAAAAAAAAAAUAUCUUUCUUCGGGUUGGCAUGGAGUGCAACAACAAGCACUUAUCAAAGGAGUUUAUUUGCAGGACACUUGAAAUUGGUUAACCCUGCUAAAAAAAAAAAGUGGUUGUUUCGUUGUUUUAUUUUUAAAUUACACCAAGUGGAGUGAUAAAGAGUGUUGUAGUGAGGUAAACAAAAUUUAAAAAAAUACAAAAUAAUGCGGGUUGUUUGAUCGAUGACAUGACCAACCUUGGAUUUGAUUCGUAGCAAUCGAAAAUAGCGGCUGUAUCGUAGUUGUUUGUUUGCCUCUGCUGGUUAUGUUAAUAUUGUGUCUGGGUUUGGGUUCUUGAGUCAAGGCCAAUAUCACUCUAGUAUGAUAAUAAUAUUAUUUGAGUGCAUUUACAGUUAUAUUUGAAUUAUUUAUGUGCUUCUUGUGCUACUAAUUGGAUAAAGUAGAUUUUUUUUUGUGAAUUUUAAGUGAUCUGGAUAAGUGAUAAAAAUAUAUAAUAAAAACAACAAAUAAAACACGUUUCCGAAGGAUUUUUAUGGAUUAAAAUUUUUAAUUCGACAAGAAAAUAUGAAACGCAGAAAACUCUCCCCUUCAGGCUGGGAGCUUCAAGUGUCUCUUGGCCUCAUAACAUUCACAUUCCUCAACAUAAUUAUAAUAAGUACAGAUCGUGUCGAUAGUGCAAUAGUCCCACCCCCAUGGAGUGAUCCACAGAAAAAUCCUUGCGCAACAAUGCCUGGUGGUUGGCAACUACUCUAUUGGCCACCAUUGAAGAAAUGUUUUAAAAUAUUUCAAGUUGGUUAUCCAUGUCCAGAAACUAUGGAAUUAAGUCCAGCAGCAAGUUCGAAAUAUACUUCGAAAAAUGGUCCAGCAGCUGAAUGCCGUUGUCCACCGGGAACAGCAUUAAGUGCCGAAACUAAUAAGUGUCAUAUAGUCUUUGAAAGAGGACCUUGCAAGGCGGGACAGUUUUUUAGUCCAAUGCCAGAAGGACAAACACAAAAGAGAACAGGAAACCGUUGGGGUAUGUGUAAACAACCAAGUCAGUGUCCAAUGGGUAUGCUAUUUUGGCCAAAAGAUGGAAAAUGUUAUUCCAUGUAUACAAAAGGACCCUGUUCCAAGGGUAAACUCUUGAUACAAGACGAACAUAGUCUUGCCCAGUGUAGAUGUCAGAGUAUGGGUGAACUGGGAGAAUAUUUUUACGAAACUGAUGAAACUUGCCAUGAACAUUUUACCAAGGGACCUUGUUCAACACCCGGACAUCUAUUUCUUCCUGGCGGAAGAUGUGAUUGUAUGCCAAAUCUACCUCAUUACCAUGAACCCAAUGGAAUGUGUUUUGAAUUGGGUUCUCCAGGACCAUGUCCACCGGGACAUAUAUUCAUAGUUCCUGAAAACAGAACCGAAAAUUACAAACGUGCCAAAUGCCAGUGUAAGGAAGGCUAUGUUUUAUGGAACGAUGGCUUAUGUUAUCGACUCUACACUCGAGGACCAUGUGCUCCAAAUGAAUUUCUCCUAAAUGCCACGUCUUGUGUUCGAAAUUUCUGCGGCAAGAAUCGACUUUACUUUCCUGAAGAGAAAUCUUGCUACAGAAUCGGUUCUCAAGGACCAUGUGAUCUGUAUCAAGUGGUUGUGUUUGAUUUCACAGCAAGACCAUCAAUAGAUGGCGUUUCAUAUAACGGAAUGUGUGGUUGUUCAGGUGUCAUUAUGAAUUUGGAUCAACAAUGUACCCAUUCCAAUACCGAUCCUGAUGCCAAUACAUGUGAAUCGUCACCGGGAAUGGUUGAAAUCGAUGGAAAUUGUUAUAAGCUUUAUAGUCGAGGUCCAUGCGGACCUGGUCAAUGGCUUGAGCCUAUCAAAAGUUCUACACUUUCAGUGUACUCGGAGGAAUAUUUUAUUACACCAAUGACAAGUAAGGCAAAAUGUGUUUGCCGACCGGGAUAUACAAGCUACGAAGCUCCUGAUAAAUCAUUUAUCGGAUGUAAUGCACCAACAGUUGGAUUGGCGAGGUAUUUAAAUCGACAAAAGUAUCAAUUUGGACCGAUGUCAAUUAUGACAGCGCCAGAGGCGUAGUAGUGGUUAAUUUAAGGGGUUGUAUAUGUAAAUGCAAGCAAAAAAAAAAUAUACCUCUACUUCCAAAGACUGAUUUUUGUGUAAGCUGUAGUUUUGUAGAAAUUUUAAAUUAUUACAAAUUAAGCAUGUUACGAUAAAACAAAAUUAUUUUUAGUUUAAAAUUCUUUCUAAUGAGUAAA
Episyrphus balteatus (marmalade hoverfly) is the source of this 2428-nucleotide messenger RNA. RefSeq lists its product as uncharacterized. The transcript has 5 exons. The coding region runs from base 753 to 2249 and encodes 498 amino acids. Lineage: Eukaryota; Metazoa; Arthropoda; Insecta; Diptera; Syrphidae. The record is from RefSeq and is a predicted model, not a curated record.